This is a messenger RNA of Harpegnathos saltator (Jerdon's jumping ant), 615 nucleotides long. RefSeq lists its product as uncharacterized. The record is from RefSeq and is a predicted model, not a curated record. Bases 10 to 462 code for a protein of 150 amino acids. The transcript is spliced from 2 exons. Lineage: Eukaryota; Metazoa; Arthropoda; Insecta; Hymenoptera; Formicidae.
AGUAUAUAAAUGCUGAUGGCGACCAUCGGUCGAGCAGUAAGGUUUUCGUUGACAAGUGAAUUCACGACAAACCAAGAAUUCAAGAUGCGCUCUUGGCUCACUGCGGUUUUGUACCUUUCCAUGGCCGUCUGCAUACUAGGAAACGUCUUCGAGCGCGGCGAACGCCUCAAGGACGACCACUGCAUCAUCGACCAGACCAUCCUGGAGCUUCCAAACUCUUGGGAGCCCAUCCCAAGAGCCUCAAUCGACAUAACGUGCCCGGACGUUAACGACGUUGUCAGUUACAUUAAGAUUAGCAGCAUAAAAGACAAAGAGGUUGACUUUCAACUGUUUGGUAAUGUCGGCAUGAAUUCCUUAGCGGUGAUUGCAACAGCAAAAAAAAAUGAGGAAUUAUUGUUAAGAGUAACAAGUUACUGCAUAGAGUCAAGCAUGUUUCCCUUAGAAAAAACGAUGUGGGAAUAGACAACGACAUGACGAGCUAUGACAUCGAAGUACGAAGACAACUACACCCGGUGAAAAUGAGCAAUAAAGAAAGAAUAGGUUAUAAUGGCAACGACAGUACUACCGAUAACGAAAUCUGGGCUGACAAUGAUAAUGAUAGAGUAGAAAGAGAAG